Nematocida ausubeli is the source of this 1389-nucleotide messenger RNA. RefSeq lists its product as uncharacterized. Gene Ontology annotation, biological process: rRNA processing. The record is from RefSeq and is a predicted model, not a curated record. The coding region runs from base 1 to 1389 and encodes 462 amino acids. The transcript has a single exon. Gene Ontology annotation, molecular function: RNA helicase activity; ATP binding; nucleic acid binding. Gene Ontology annotation, cellular component: nucleus. NCBI's taxonomy places the organism in Eukaryota, Fungi, Microsporidia.
AUGUCUUUUAAAGAAUUCAAUCUGUCGGCAGUACUGCUAAAAGGAUUAGAAGCAGGGGGCUUUAAGAGCCCAAAAUUAGUACAAAGCAAGAUUAUACCACUUGCCAUGCAGAGACAGAACAUAGUCUGCUCAGCAAAGACGGGAUCUGGGAAAACACUCGCCUUUCUGAUUCCCACUCUAGAGCGACUUCUGAGGGUAAAAUGGUCCCGGGAGGAUGGUCUAGGGGCACUAAUUAUAACACCCACCAGAGAACUUGCUCUGCAAAUAUUCACUGUCCUACAGACAAUUGGACAAUUCACGCACUUAAGUGGUGGUUUGCUGAUUGGUGGCCGUGAUGUAGAGAAGGAGAAGGAGGUUGUCUCAGAGUUAAAUGUAAUUGUUUGUACACCAGGCAGAUUAUUGCAGCACUUGGAGACUGGAUGGAAUUUCUCAGGUGAUAAUAUUGAGUGCUUAGUGAUUGAUGAAGCAGAUAAGUUGAUGGAAAUGGGGUUUAAAGAGACAAUACAAAGCAUACUUGAAUAUAUGUCAUCAAAGAGACAGACACUCUUGUUCUCUGCUACAGCAGAUGCAAUCGCACAAGCAAAAAAACUCUGGGACAUAAAUAACCCGAAUUUCAUCUCUUUAGCUGAUGAGAAGACACAAGAACCCUUCCUCAUGCAGUACGAGGCGCAUAUUACAAGCCCAGCCCGUAAGUUUGACUUAUUGUACACGACAAUCAAGCAGAACAUUAAGAAAAGAAUAAUCGUAUUUUUAACUACCUGCAAGGAAGUGUCUUUCUACUAUGAAAUUAUUCGUAAGAUGAGACUGGGGAUAGGGUGUUUAAGUCUGUCUGGGAAUAUGUCACAGAAUAAAAGGGUUGAAACAUACCAUAAAUUCGGCCGUAAUCAGCCCUUUGUCUUAUUCUGCACUGAUAUUGCAGCACGAGGACUGGAUUUCCACCGAGUGGAUAUUGUCUUGCAGCUGGAUGUACCAGACACCAAGGAGACUUUCAUUCACAGGGCAGGAAGGACUGCACGUAACGGCAUGAAGGGCAAGAAUAUUUUGGCUGUCUCGCCGCAUGAGAUUGGGUUCUUGAAGGAUGUGGAAAGUGUCCCUGGAUUCCCUGCGGAUGUAAAGCCAUUUAAGGUCUCUGCCAGGUGGUCCACCCAGGAACGCGUCCAGGGAAUAAUCCGGGAUGAUGCUGCAAUAUAUUUAUUAGCACAGAAGUACGUUAGGACAUACAAGGGCUCAUUGCGCGUCACCAAGAAGGAGUACAUCCUGGAUAAAGAACUUGCACUGAAGGAGUUAGUAGAAUAUUUAGGAGUGAAAGAGGAUGAAAAUGUUAAAUGGUCACAGGACACACAAAAAGUAUCAAAGAAGUAUGAUAAUCAUGUUAAAUUUGAUGGAUAA